AUGAGUAAUACCCAAGAACAAACCACUACAAAGCCUGCAAAUGAAGCUACAAAGACAAGUGCAGUAAGACGCACAUUAGAGGAAGAUGACGAAUUUGAAGAUUUUCCAGUCGACACUUGGCCAGAAAAUGACACAGUAAAAGCCGCAUUGGCUAAUGAUAAAACCAAGAAUUCGAAUCUAUGGGAAGAAGAUUGGGAUGACGUUGAAGUAGAAGAUGAUUUUACCAAGGAAUUAAAGGCAGAAUUAGAUAGACAUAAGCAAACCCAAAAUAAUUGA
Henningerozyma blattae CBS 6284 is the source of this 276-nucleotide messenger RNA. RefSeq names its product proteasome regulatory particle lid subunit SEM1 (gene SEM1). Gene Ontology annotation, biological process: double-strand break repair via homologous recombination; mRNA export from nucleus; proteasome assembly. The coding region runs from base 1 to 276 and encodes 91 amino acids. NCBI's taxonomy places the organism in Eukaryota, Fungi, Ascomycota, Saccharomycetes, Saccharomycetales, Saccharomycetaceae. Gene Ontology annotation, cellular component: proteasome regulatory particle, lid subcomplex; proteasome complex. The record is from RefSeq and is a predicted model, not a curated record. The transcript has a single exon.